AUGGAAGAACUUAAGAACUCAUUGCAUCUCUUUACACAGUAUCUCUCCGGAUUUGGUUCAGAGUUCUCCUCGGAGGAUCCUCGCAAGCCUGGUGCCCUCCCCGAGGGUCAGAACAGUCCUCAGCGUUGUCCUUACGGGUUGUACGCUGAACAGCUUUCCGGGACUGCGUUUACUGCGCCGAGGCAUGAAAACAAGCGGUCUUGGUUAUACAGAAUUCGACCCUCAGUGAUUCACAAGCCAUUCCAAAAGUCUGAUGUCGCGAAAUAUCUUACCCAUAACUGGGACGAACAGGAACCCGAUCCUAACCAGUCUCGUUGGCUCCCAUUCGACCUUCCACCAUCGAACCAAUCGGUGGACUUCGUGGCUGGUCUCCACACUGUAUGUGGAGCUGGUGACCCUCGCUCCCGCAAUGGCCUGGCCAUACAUGUCUACUUGUGCAACACAUCUAUGAACAAAAGCGCGUUCUACAGCAGCGAUGGAGAUAUGCUUGUUGUUCCCCAGCAAGGGACUCUGAAGAUCACAACGGAAUUUGGGCGUAUGACGGUGGCUCCCAAUGAGAUAGCUGUCAUCCAGCUCGGCAUGAGGUUUGCAGUGGCUGUCGAUGGACCUUCCCGAGGGUAUAUUCUGGAGGUGUUUGACGGACACUUCAAGCUGCCAGAUCUUGGACCUAUCGGAGCUAAUGGACUUGCGAAUCCAAGAGACUUCCUCACUCCUGUUGCACACUAUGUCGACCAGGAAAUACCUGGCUUCAAAAUAAUAAACAAGUACCAAGGUUCCCUCUUCGUGGCGGAACAGAACCACUCGCCGUUCGACGUGGUAGCCUGGCAUGGGAACUAUGUCCCGUACAAGUAUGACUUGAGCCGGUUUAUGGUCAUCAAUGCGGUGCUUUAUGAUCAUUGCGACCCAUCAAUAUUCACAGUGCUGACUUGCCAGUCGACGAAGCCUGGCGUUGCCAUCGCCGACUUCGUGAUCUUCCCUCCGAGGUGGUCCGUGCAGGAGCACACAUUCAGACCACCGUACUAUCAUAGGAACUGUAUGAGUGAGUUCAUGGGUUUAAUCCUGGGUGCAUACGAAGCUAAGGAAGGUGGUUUCCUCCCUGGUGGAGCGUCUCUCCACUCCAUGAUGACUCCUCACGGACCUGAUGACAAAUGCUUCCAAGGUGCCUCUUAUGGAGAACUGGUUCCUCAGAAAAUUGCGGUUGAUACUCAGGCUUUCAUGUUCGAGUCUUCGCUAAGCUUGGCGAUAACUAAGUGGGGCGCCGAAACUUGUCAGAAACUAGACGCCAAAUAUUACGAGUGCUGGCAAAACUUACCCAAGCUUUUCUCAGAAAAUAUCAACAUUUAA
This is a messenger RNA of Helicoverpa armigera (cotton bollworm), 1344 nucleotides long. RefSeq names its product homogentisate 1,2-dioxygenase (gene hgo). NCBI's taxonomy places the organism in Eukaryota, Metazoa, Arthropoda, Insecta, Lepidoptera, Noctuidae. Gene Ontology annotation, molecular function: homogentisate 1,2-dioxygenase activity. Gene Ontology annotation, cellular component: cytoplasm. Gene Ontology annotation, biological process: L-phenylalanine catabolic process. The record is from RefSeq and is a predicted model, not a curated record. The coding region runs from base 1 to 1344 and encodes 447 amino acids. The transcript has 10 exons.